AUGCCCACUCAAGUGCGUAUAUUUGCUAUGCCCAAGAGCCUUGGAGAGACUCUAGCUGGCAGUUCACCGACGUCUAUUCCCCGUUCUAUGCCAGAUCUUCCCAACGGCAUUGCGAAAGACGCAUUGGCUCGGAAUCGGAAGCCGUCCGUGCCAAUCAUGAAUGAAUCACCCAAGGAAGGAGGCAUCACCUUCGCGGGUCAGGACAGCCUGCCAAAGCUCCCCAUCCCCGACCUUGAACAUACCUGCACAAAGUACUUGGCUGCCUUGAAACCGCUCCAGGGCCCAAGAGAGCACGCCGAGACCAAGCAUGCUGUACAGGAGUUUUUGAAGCACGACGGGCCGGGUUUGCAAGAAAAGCUGCAACAGUAUGCAGUGGGCAAGACGAGCUACAUCGAACAGUUCUGGUACGACUCAUACCUGAAUUUCGAUAAUCCCGUCGUCCUCAACCUGAACCCUUUCUUCUUGCUUGAAGAUGACCCGACACCAGCUAGAAAUAAUCAGGUUACUCGUGCGGCCUCGUUGGUCGUAUCCGCCUUGGAGUUCGUCAGGGCUGUACGCCGAGAGGAACUGCCUCCAGACACCAUCAAGGGAAAGCCUUUGGAUAUGUAUCAAUACUCACGACUUUUCGGAACAGCACGAGUCCCAACAGAGCACGGGUGUCAGAUAGAACAAGAUCCCGAUUCCAAGCACAUCGUUGCGCUCUGUCACGGGCAGUUUUACUGGUUCGACGUGCUCGAUGACAAUUCAGAUCUCAUCAUGAGUGAGAAGGAUAUCUCUAUCAAUUUGCAGACUAUAAUCGACGACGCCGCACACACACCGAUCCAGGAAGCUGCCAAAGGUGCUCUUGGUAUCCUCAGUACCGAGAAUCGCAAGAUCUGGUCGGGUCUUCGGGAUAUUCUCACAAAGGAAGAAGGCUCAAACAAUGCCGACUGUUUAGGAAUCAUCGACUCGGCACUAUUUGUGUUAUGUCUCGACUAUACAGAACCCACCACAGCUGCACAACUAUGCCAGAAUAUGCUCUGUGGCUCGAAUCAAGUGGAGAAAGGGGUGCAGAUUGGUACCUGCAUCAAUCGGUGGUAUGACAAAUUGCAGAUCAUUGUCUGCAAGAACGGAAGUGCGGGGAUUAAUUUCGAGCACACUGGUGUUGAUGGUCAUACUGUCCUGCGAUUUGCCAGCGAUGUGUAUACGGAUACCAUCUUGCGGUUUGCAAGGAGCAUCAACGGACAAGCCAUGAGUUUGUGGAAGACAACAAGCCCAGAUCCAUCCAAGCGUGACCCGGAGAGUUUCGGAGAUGUCAACACGACGCCUCACAAGCUUGAAUGGGACAUGCUUCCUGAGCUCAGUAUUGCGGCACGGUUCGCCGAGACAAGGCUGGCAGAUCUCAUUGGGCAGAACGAGUUCGAAUGUCUAGACUUCAGUGGUUAUGGCAAAAACUUCAUUACUUCCAUGGGAUUCUCCCCGGAUGCCUUUGUUCAGAUGGCAUUUCAGGCUGCCUACUAUGGUCUCUACGGACGGGUCGAAUGCACUUAUGAACCAUCGAUGACGAAAAUGUUUCUCCAUGGUCGGACGGAAGCGAUCAGGUCUGUCACAGAGGACUCGGUCAACUUUGUACAGACGUUCUGGGCGGAUCAUCCGGCGGAGCAAAAGGUUGACGCUUUACGCAAGGCGUGCCAGAGCCACGUUGAAAAUACCAGAGAUUGUGCGAAGGCUCAGGGCUGCGACCGUCAUCUAUAUGCUCUCUUCUGCGUAUGGCAGAAGCUGAUCGACGAGCAACAAAACAGUUCGAGCAGUACAGGCUAUUCGAGCCCCAUUGACAGCGGGUCUGACAGGGAUUUCAAUUCCCCAGUCGGGAGCCCGGCACGCAACUCUGACUUAUCGAUGGAUGUGGAGAUCAAGACCAGAGAAAGGGGCGACAGCACUGGCUCUCGCUCACGGGAGCAUUUAGUGCCUCACAUCUUUGCCGAUGCAGGGUGGGACAAGUUGAACACGACGAUUUUGUCAACCUCUAACUGUGGAAACCCAUCACUACGGCACUUUGGCUUUGGUCCCACGUCUGGUGAUGGUUUCGGUAUUGGGUAUAUCAUCAAGGAUGAUGGCAUCACCAUCUCCGUCUCCAGCAAGCAUCGACAGACGAAGCGAUUCGUUGAUACCUUAGAGAGCUACCUACUCGAAAUCCGCCGCGUGCUAAGGAUCACGAACCGCCGCGCCACCUCGACGAAACAGACCAGAGCCCGCGAAAUCGACCCGGCCAAGGCCAAGGCUGCGAAGGGCUUGAAGGCACGUGGACGCAUGAUCACCGGUACCGAAGCAAUCCGCAGGGAGGUUAGGUCCGCAAAUGGCACGAGGUCUCCGACCGAGGACAGCAUGACGAUGAGCGAGGAUGAUGAACUGGGUGGAUACGGGUUUUUUGACGCUGGAAUGCUUCUCCAAGCACUCAAGGCUCGUGGCGAGGCUCUCGACAAUGGUGAGGCCAAGGCCUCGGAGAAGGCACGGCGCAGAGAUGUAGGAAAGAGACUAAGGCUUGUUGAAUAUUGA
Molecule: messenger RNA, 2535 nt
Organism: Neoarthrinium moseri
Lineage: Eukaryota; Fungi; Ascomycota; Sordariomycetes; Amphisphaeriales; Apiosporaceae
Exons: 3
Coding region: 1-2535 (844 amino acids)
Biological process (GO): carnitine metabolic process
Cellular component (GO): mitochondrion
Molecular function (GO): carnitine O-acetyltransferase activity
Source: RefSeq, a predicted model, not a curated record